This is a messenger RNA of Notolabrus celidotus (New Zealand spotty), 2654 nucleotides long. Its product is annotated as mucin-5AC-like. NCBI's taxonomy places the organism in Eukaryota, Metazoa, Chordata, Actinopteri, Labriformes, Labridae. Bases 628 to 2490 code for a protein of 620 amino acids. The transcript is spliced from 3 exons. The record is from RefSeq and is a predicted model, not a curated record.
UCCACAACACCAACAUCAGCUACCACAACAGUUGCCCCCUCAACCACAACACCAGCGAUAUCAACUACAUCAGUUGCCCCCUCAACAACAACAGCAAUUGCCUCCUCCACCCUAAUAACCAGCAAUCCCUCAACUUCAACAACCAGCAACCCUCCAACUUCAAUAAUCAGCUUCCUACCUUCUAGCACAACCAGUGCAUCCUCUUCAACAACAGCCAACUCAUUUUCAACGACAAGUGGUCCCCCCUCAACCACAACCCCAGUCACCCCCUUGACUUCAACAACAGAUGCCCCCUCCACCACAACAGCAAUUGCCUCCUCCACCCUAAUAACCAGCAAUCCCUCAACUUCAACAACCAGCAACCCUCCAACUUCAAUAACCAGCUUCCUACCUUCUAGCACAACCAGUGCAUCCUCUUCAACAACAACCAAUUCAUUUUCAACCACAAGUGGUCCCCCCUCAACCACAACCCCAGUCACCCCCUCGACCUCAACGACAGAUGCCCCCUCUACCACAACAGCACUGAGCUCUAGCCUAGCAAGCAGCAACCCUUCAACUACAACAACCAACACCCUUCCGACCACAACUGGUUCUUUCUCCACUACACCCACCAGCUCCUCAUCAACCAUGACCCCUGAUGCACCUUUGGCUACAACAACAGAUGUCCCCUCUACCACAGCAAUAGUGGUUUCCUCUUCCACAACAGUAGAUCCCUCUACCACAGCAACAGUGCCCCCUGCUACAACAACAUCAGGGCCCCUUUUAACGUCAACAACUAGCAACCCCUCAACUACAACAGGCUUCCCCUCAACUAUGACUGUCAGCCCCUCAUCAACCUCAACAACCAAUAUCCCUAUUACCAGUACAAGUUUUGCUUCAACCACAAGCCCUGAUGCUACCUCGACCACAAAAAAUGUGGGCUCUUUAAGCACAACAGCUAUUGCCCCCUCUACCCUAAUAACCAGCAAUCCCUCAACUUCAACAACCAGCAACCCUUCAACUUCAAUAACCAGCUUCCUACCUUCUAGCACAACCAGUGCAUCCUCUUCAACAACAGCCAACUCAUUUUCAACGACAAGUGGUCCCCCCUCAACCACAACCCCAGUCACCCCCUUGACUUCAACAACAGAUGCCCCCUCCACCACAACAGCAAUUGCCUCCUCCACCCUAAUAACCAGCAAUCCCUCAACUUCAACAACCAGCAACCCUUCAACUUCAAUGACCAGCUUCCUACCUUCUAGCACAACCAGUGCAUCCUCUUCAUCAACAACCAAUUCAUUUUCAACCACAAGUGGUCCCCCCUCAACCAAAACCCCAGUCACCCCCUCGACCUCAACGACAGAUGCCCCAUCUACCACCACAGCACUGACCUCUAGCCUAGCAAGCAGCAACCCUUCAACUACAACAACCAACGCCCUUCCGACCACAACUGUUUCUUCCUCCACUACACCCACCAGCUCCUCAUCAACCAUGACCACUGAUGCACCUUUGGCUACAACAGCAGAUGUCCCCUCUACCACAGCAAUAGUGGUUUCCUCUUCCACAACAGUAGAUCCCUCUACCACAGCAACAGUGCCCCCUGCUACAACAACAUCAGGGCCCCUUUUAACUACAACAGGCUUCCCCUCAACUAUUACUGUCAGCCCCUCAUCAACCUCAACAACCAAUAUCCCUAUAACCAGUGCAACAAGUUAUGCUUCAACCACAAGCCCUGAUGCUACCUCGACCUCAACAAAUGUUGGCUCUUCAAGCACAACAAUAGAUGCCCCCUCCACCACAACAGCAAUUGCCUCUUCCACCCUAAUGACCUGCAAUCCCUCAGCUUCAACAACCAGCUACCCUUCAACUUCAAUUACCAGCUUCCUAGCUUCUAGCACAACCAGUGCAUCCUCUUCAACAACCAACUCAUUUUCAACCUCAAGUGGUCCACCCUCAACCACACUCCCAGAUACUCCCUUGACCUCAACGACUGAUGCCCCCUCUACCACAACAGCAUUUACCUCCUCAAGCCUAGCAACACGCAACCCUUCUACUACAACAACCAACGCCCUUCCAACCACAACUGGUUCUUCCUCCACUACAACCACCAGCUCCUCAUCAACCAUGACACCAGAUGUCUCCUCUACCACAACCGCACUGCCUGCCUCAACCACAAUGUCUAUCUCAACAACAACGAAUGUCCUCCAAACAACAACCGGUUUCCUUUCAUCCAGCACAACCAGCAUCGCUUCUACUACCACCAGUGCACACCCAACCACUACCAGUGUACCUCAGACUACAACCAGUGCUCCCCUCACCGUCACCAGUGCACUGCCUACUUCUACCAGUGUGCUUCUCACCACAACUAGUGGCCCCUUUACGACCACUGGGCUUGGCUUGACAACAACAGGCAGUAACCCCUUAACGACCACAAUGGACAGCUCACUAACCACCAGCGACACGUCCUCUUUCUCCUCCUCCACGAUGGCAGUCUCCUCUACAACGACAUAGAGAAUUGAUAUUAGGCAACUUGGAAAUGUGACACAAGCACUUUUUAAUCAAUUGUAAAAAAGUAAAAAAAAUUCCAGAAUAUAUUGAACAUUGACUUGUACAUUUCCCUAUAUUUUUACUUAAUGUUGGUAUAUCUUUUACAUAAACCUGACCUGAAUCAUUUA